Molecule: messenger RNA, 723 nt
Organism: Mya arenaria
Lineage: Eukaryota; Metazoa; Mollusca; Bivalvia; Myida; Myidae
Product: translation initiation factor IF-2-like
Exons: 2
Source: RefSeq, a predicted model, not a curated record
ACAGACACACGUACAAACACCACAUUCACACGAACAAACACCACAUACACACGUACAAACACCACACACACACAAACAAACACCACUUACACACGAACAAACACCACAGACACACGAACAAACACCUCAUACACACGAACAAACACCACAGACACACGAACAAAAACCUCAUACACACGAACAAACACCUCAUACACACGAACAAACACCACAGACACACGAGCAAACACCACAGACACACGAACAAACACCACAGACACACGAACAAACACCACAUACACACGAACAAACACCUCAUACACACGAACAAACACCACAUACACACGUACAAACACCACAGACACACGAAUAAACACCGCAGACACACGAAAAAACACCACAUACACACGAACAAACACCACAGACACACGAACCAACACCACAGACACACGAACAAACACCACAUUCACACGAACCAACACCACAGACACACGAACAAACACCACAUACACACGUGAAACGCCUCGCAUUCAGAAAAAGGACAUCAGGUUCCGUAACGCCCUUCCUGCUGACCUAAAGCUUGCGAUGACGCUGAGGUACAAGGCAUCUUGGGACGCAUUCUUAGUGUUUGACUUUCGUGUGAUCGCCGAAUGUGUAUGCCAUUUCGACACAGAAGAGUGUACUGCACUGCUUCAGGAGUAUAAGGAUGAAGUUUUUGUCAUUCAAAAUAACCCAGAGGCCUGA